AUGGACGGCGUCACGGGUGGCGCCAUCGCCAUGAUAAUCCUCAUGGUCCUCCGCAUCAUCUGGGACUUUUGCGGAAUGUGCGCGCACCCGCGACGAGCCAACAUCCAAGACCCGAGCAAUAUCGAAAUGCAGGACAUGAGCGGCAGGGAGAGGCCCACCUCUGCCCAGCAAGAUGCCCCGAUGGACGGUUCCGCCCAGCCAGAGGCCAGGACCAACACCUACCGACCGGAUUCGUUUGACUGGAGCAAGUUCAUGCAGAUGCACAACGUCACUCCACUCCCCGCCGCCUCUGUCCCAAGUAACCGGAGCGCAACAAAGACCAAGACCAAGGCCAAGGACAAAGACAAGGACAAGGGGAAGGGCAAGGCAAAAGAACAACUUGUCGCUCCACCGCCGCGCGUGUUCGACUGGACGGGAACAAAUGCCAUUAGCGACGAAGAGCUCGAAAAUGCCGGCGAGGGCUCCAGUCGGGGCGUGCCCCGUCGCUCUAGAUACAGAAACAGCCACUACAACAACUGGGUUUGA
Molecule: messenger RNA, 525 nt
Organism: Pyricularia oryzae 70-15
Lineage: Eukaryota; Fungi; Ascomycota; Sordariomycetes; Magnaporthales; Pyriculariaceae
Exons: 1
Coding region: 1-525 (174 amino acids)
Source: RefSeq, a predicted model, not a curated record